This is a messenger RNA of Paramecium sonneborni, 2363 nucleotides long. The record is from the annotation of a GenBank genome assembly. NCBI's taxonomy places the organism in Eukaryota, Ciliophora, Oligohymenophorea, Peniculida, Parameciidae.
AUGCAGAAAUAAUUAAGUGCUUAUGAUUAGUACUAUAUUUAUUAAUAUUUAACAUAGAUUAGAGUAAUUUUUCUAAAGAAGUGAUAUUAAGAUUGAUGAAUACCAAUCUGCUUUUUCUAAUUAGAUUGUUUUAUUUGCCUGCUCUAAUCUGGAUCAAAAUAAGACUUUUAUAUAAUUUUAGAUGAAUCCAAUCUAAACAGAAAUAGGUACUCAUCAUUGAAUAUUCAGCCACUGUUAAUAUACCAAAUGCAAGAAUAUUUCCUUUCAAAGAUUUGCAAAGUUAAGAAAUAGUUUAGAAAUUUUAGUAAAAUUCAGACAUUAUUUUGUACUCAUUCAUGCAUUCUUAUGAUACUAUUUCAGUUAGUUAUCUUGAAUUUUGUGAAUUGUUUGCUAUCACUUACAAUGGAUAUACAAUAAUAAUAGGUAAUGAUCAAGAUGUUAAUAAAUGGAAUCCUCCUAAUAAAGAAAGAUUUUUUGAAGUUGUUUAUACUUUCUUUGGAAUUUUAUCAAGGUUAAAUAGGGCUCUAUAAAAUUUUAAAAAAGAUCUAAUUAAUAGAAGCUUAAUUGGUAUGUUUAACUAUAAAUCAAUAUAAUGGCUUGGUAUAGUAGAACAUUAUGGAUCAGAAAAAUUAUUACAACCUGAUAUAGUGAAAAACUUUUUAUAAAAAUAUAACUUAGAAUUUGUAUUUGUCAAAUGCUAUUAAGGUGUCAAUCUUAAUUCUAUACAAUAAAUUUAUCAAGAAAUUAGAAAUUAAUUAAUAUUUGAUUUUAAUGAUAUGAAUAUUGGAUCAACUCUGUAUUUUUGGAGUUCUAAAUAAUUUUUAGGAAGCUAUUUCAUCCCACAUAAGCAUUAUGAAAUAUUAGAUACUGUUAAAAAAAUGUUUAAAGAAAGAAAAUUUAUCAACUAAUAAUAAAGUCCAUAUUCUUUCCUUAGUGACUAUGAUCUUAACAGUAGUGAAAUAGAAUUUUAUAAAAAAUACAUAAAUAGAAUUUUACGAGAUAAUAGUAGUGGUUAUACUUUUUCUACUCUAACUUCAAUUAUAUUCAAUGCUAUUUUGAUUGGUUAAGAGAAUUAACAUAAUAAAUUUGAAUAAAGAUACCCAUUAUCAUUUUGUAUGAAACCUACAUCGAUUGUUAUAAUUCCAUUAGGUUUUAAUAUAUCAGGAUUAGGAUUCGAUAAUUUAUUUUAAUCCUUGUAAUAAAUAUUUUCGUUUGUAAAAAAAAUAAAAUCAGUAAAUCAAAUUACCAACACUCGUUAAAUUUACUAUUUUGAUUAAUGUUUUUGUUUUGAUUAAUGCUAAAAUUUAAUAAAUCACCUAAAUAAAAUAAAAAAUCUUAAGAUUGUAGGUCUUUUACACCAAAACAACUAGUAAAGUUAUAAAUUAUAGAGUGGAGAAUCAUUACCUUUUUCAUUUGAUUAUAUUUCUUAUAGUUUAAUAGAGUCAUCAAAAACUUAUGAUAAUUUUGAAAACUCUAUUAAUAUUUUAUUAUCUUAUUUAGACUAAGAUAUAAAGUAAUUACCACUGAAUGAAUUAUUAUAAAUAUCAAUAAUACCAGAAGACUAAAAACAGGGAAAAAUUAAAAUUUUAUGUUAAGAAUAGGAUAUUUAUGAAAUUAUUUAUAAUAAAAAUCUUAAUAUAGAAUAAAUGCGGAACCAUUUUUUACAAUUGAGAUAGAAUAAUUCUUCAGUAAAUGAUCAAAAUUUUUAAGUUUAAGUUUAAAAUCAAUAUUUUUAUAAGUAAAGUUUGAAAUUAAUUGCUGAUAUUGAAGCGUAACUGAGAAUUUUUCUUUAAAAUCCUAAGACAUCAAGAUCUUAUGUAAUUAUUACAAAUUAAUAUAAUCAACAAUAAUGUGAAAAAUAGAAAUCAAGUGAAUGUAUAAUUACUAAUUAGAGUUGGAAGGAAAUAGAAGAUUAUGUACUUGAUUCAUUAGAGCUUAUAAAAGAAAUAUAUAGAUAGAAUGAGAUUAUAUCUUAAACAUUUAAAAUUUUAGAUUCCUAGUUUCUACAUGCUGGACAGGUAGUUUACAAAAGUAAUAAAAUCCCAUUUAAGGUAUUAAAUAAUAAAAUAAGUUCUGUGAAAAUGUAAAUAUUUGUAAUUGUAUUGAAUGCAAUGAUAAUAAUACUACCUUAAGACUUAUAAUUAUUUUCGGGUAUAACAAUUUACACGAAAUAGUUGGAGGCUUCAUGUAUGGAUGAUAUAUUAAAAAUAUUGAAAGAGAAUAUAGAAAAACUUUAAUAAGAAAAUAUAGAAGAGAGAUCUGUAGUAAAUUAGUAAUUUAAUUUUAACAAUUAAGAUUGGAAUGCAUAUAUUGUAAAGUAUUCAUCAGCUGAAAUUAAUUUAUAGAAUAUAAAGUAAGAAUGA